Messenger RNA from Cladocopium goreaui, 4518 nucleotides. NCBI's taxonomy places the organism in Eukaryota, Dinophyceae, Suessiales, Symbiodiniaceae. The record is from the annotation of a GenBank genome assembly.
AUGGGCAACACCGAAUUCGUGAACCUUCUGUUGCAUGCUAAUGCAAAUCCUAAUCGUUGCUACUGUGUUCGACCUGGAUUUCAAAAAUGUUGGACACCUUUGAUUUGUGCUGUUCGCCACGACGUGGAUUACGAUUACAGACAUGCAACUAUCGUUCCCAUGCUCAUUAAAGCGGGAGCAGACGUGAACUACAGCUGUGAUAGCAUGCCACCCUUGGUUGCUGCAGUCGAGCAGUCGAGUUAUCACAUCAUGUGGUACCUGCUUCAAGCUCAGGCAAAUCCGAAUGUCACGAAUCGCAAUUUGAAGCCAGUUUUGCAUAUUGCAGUCAAAAGAAACGAUCCUACUGCUGUGGAAAUGUUGCUUCAGAACUCUGCUGAUAUAGAAUUGAGAGAUGCUCAGAAUCGAUCAGCCGAGCAGCUUGCAGCCAGUGCUGCUUUGAGAGAAAUGCAAGCUUUUGAAAUGCUCAUUCGUGGUUACAAGAGAACUUUUCGUGACUUCAGUACUGCAGAGAACAAGGCGAGGAAAAGACGCGAUUGCAGUGCUUCGUCUAACCACAUGGAUGAUAUCAAUUCGGAUGACAAUCGUUCAGAGGAAGAUUGGAAAUCAGACAAUCCCGAAGAAGAUUUGCAGCAAAUCAGUGCCAAACACUACAUGACAGACGAACUUGCUUCCAGAUGGUACAGAAUGAUGUUGAAGACAGUCGAGCUUCUGACAGAUGAUUGUCUUGCAGUUCUGCCUUCUUACUUUGGAGGACCCAGACAAGCUCGUUUAUCUCGUGAGAUCGAAUUGACAUCUGUGGUUCAGAAGCUGCAAGAUUUGAGCUCCGACAUUGUCGACAUGUGCAACGAUAAAUUACUUUCAAAAAAACAGUCUGAGGCAUUGACUGAAAACAUCUUGAACGAGAUUCCGAUGCUUGGCCAACAAGUUUUUGACAUGAAGCUGGACGAAGAGAGAAAAGUCAACCCUCAGAAUCCUGCGAAAACUGUGCAGAUCAGCAACAACAGGGUGGUGUAUUAUGAAAGUUUUCAUUUGCUGAUCAACCGCUACACGUACAACAAGAAUCAUGGAAUCUCUUUUCACGAUGACAUUAAAGAAGGAUAUGAUGUGGACAAAGAUCCCAUUACUUCUUUCUCCUGCCGACUCGGGUCUUUGCUGGUUAUCAUCUCCAGCAGAGCACCAGAGAAACAAGAGAAGACCGAGGGCAAACGUGCGUUUGUUGUGUAUCAGCCUCCGGGAACAAUUCUUGUGAUGGGCGGCAAGUUUCAGAGAGCUUACAAACAUGGUGUACCAAGUUUUCAGGAGAUCAAAGAGCUUCUUGCUUGUGCAGACGACUUGACUACUUGGGACGGUGUGAAACUAAAAUUGGAGUGGUUUUCGAAUUCGAAAGACUUGAUGCGACAGGAAGUUAGACGUAUUGACGCCUUGAAUCUGGUCAACGAGCAAGACGCACGUUGGAACGUCACAAUGCGAUGGGUGAGAAAUCAUUCACAGCCUUUCUGUCCUCUAAAUCCCCGACUCUUGGCAAAUAUCAGUCGACUGGAUGAAGAAAAUCAUCAGCGGAGGAAUCAGCUGAAGCAGCUGAAACUGUUGAACCCGGUAUUGCAGAAAAAAACUGCAGAGCCAAAGGCAAAGGCCGCUAGCCCGGCAUUUGCUUGGAACCCGCCCGGAGGAAACAGAGCUCGUCCAAGCAAAAGCGGAACACAGGAUGUGAAUCCGGGGAGGGAAACCGAGGAGAAAGAAUCGGAGAAAGAUUCAGAAAAGGAAUUAAAUGAGAUAUUUGACUUCGUUUCUAUUAUUUCUGAUGCCCUGGAGCUGCAGAUAUUAUCAGACGAUCAGAUGAUUGGCAUGGCAUUGUGUGCCAGCCAGCAAAUUCGCAAACAUCGUCUCUCCACAUUUCAGAAACAGUACAAUCUUGGUUACAAUUUGUACAACAAGAUUUCGGCAGCGAAUAUGAAAGUGAAAGAGGAUUUAGACCCGUUACUCGAGGCUGUAGAUCGGAAACUGAGGAGAUUGAAAAACUUGCAGAUGCUUAUUGAGCUUUUGUGGUUGGACAGCGAAGGUCAGGGCAAUUUCAUGAGCUGUACUACUCUGAACCAGCAGCACGAGUUCAACAAGUCAAAUGAUCAUCUGGAUCGGGUUGUGAUGUCCUUCUUUGACUUGAACGAAUGCUUGCCUGUGGACGGCUUUUUGAGCUGGGAUCACAUGAUUGAUGAAGGAUGGCUGGUGUUCAAUUUUGACACUUUACAGGACAAUCGAAAACCCAAAGCGGAGGUAACAAAAUCGAAGAAAGGUUCACCGGUCGUAGCUGAUGUCACAAUGACAGGGAUCGUCAAAGUGAGCCAAUUUGACAUCCUGUAUAUCAAGAGAGAAAAUAUUUUGCCAGAGCAAUUCCCUUUGCGAGUGACAUUUCUUGCUGAUGCAUCAAAGAAUGUUGCUGCAAAGUGCAAGGACAAGCAAUCUUUGAGCAGUCAGGAACAAUUGAAACUGUGGAUGCGACAGCUGAUGAACUUCGUCGCGGAAUUGGAGGAAGAAAAAGGUUUCAGUCCACUUUUAGAUCGAAAAGGAUUCAUGAAAACCUGCAAAAUCGUACUGUGGACCUUUUAUGGCUUCUACGUGAACGUCAAACCCAACGAAGUGAAGACCCUAAUUCUGCUCAGGAUCAAAAUGGAGAUGCGGCUGAAGAUUUAUCUGCUGAGAAUGUCGAAUGCCGGUUGCUUGGUCUCUCUAAUCAAAAACUUGGAGCUGCAAUUAUCACUGGGUGACGUGGAGGAACUGGUGAAGUUAAUGAAAAACAUCUCCAAUGAGAUCACCAGAGAGACUGGAGCCACUACAAAACCACGAAAUUCAGUUCGAGCAUCAUUGAGCAAGAAUGUGGACCAAACUAAAUUUGGUAGCUUGGCCAAUGCCUUCGCAAUCAUUUUUGUCGAAGUGUUCGAAGUGGGUACUUUGGCUGCCUGCGAUUGGGAGAUCAUCGAAACUGCACUGGAAUGCAUUGUUGCAGCAAAGCAUGUGAGAGACUUCGAGCUCUUGGACUGGGUCCAAGAGGAGGAAGCGAGAAAAGCUAGGGAAGCAGAGGCGCUGAAGGAGAAAGAAAAUGCUGAGAAGGCUGAACAGGAGAAACUCAAACAACAGCACAUCAUGCGUCUGCAAGAGAUCAGAGAGGUCAAAAAACAAUGCGAACGUGAUGAAGCCAAACUUGUGGCGACAUGUCGAGAAUCUUCCAGCUCGCACUAUGUGGAUGGAGCUCCCAAACCAGCUGAUUUAUUCCGAGGAGACACACCCGAGAUGAAAAAGCCGAAAAACGACUAUCAUGCCAAGUUCCAACCCAGAUAUGAAUUACCAAGCGGCACGCCAGAAUCUGCCAGAUCAUUCAUUGGUUUGGUGAAACUCUUGAAGAAGCAGCUUACACUGGAGGAUGUACACCAGUUGGCAGUUUUAUCCAAGUCCAUGAAGGAGGUUACAACAAUUUGGCAAAAACUUCUGUCCGACAAUGGGAACGUACUGCCUCCAGAGUGGAACGCAGAAGAAGAUUUGAGAAAUGUGCAACAUCGCUGUGAUGACACACUCUUCAGUCAGGUUGGGAAAGCUCUAGCAACAGUGUUGACCGAAUUGUUGCAGGUGAUUGACCUCGACAUUGAGAAUCUGACUGACAUUGUGGAACAUCUCGACAACAUGUCAUCAACCAAGCAGAAUUUGAACAAUGGUUCAGCACUGGAAAAAAGAAAAUUGGAAUCUUGUCAGAGCCAAGAUGACAUUAGACGACAGAGCCUGGAACAGCUGCGGGCACUGCGACAGAAAAGAGAAGCUGUUGAAGACGAAGAAAAACAGAUUGAAGCACUCAUUGCCGACAUUGACAAACGUCAGAACAGUGCUAAGUUCUCCAGUACAGCAGCAAGCAAAUUUGCUAAUGAAGAGCAAACUGCUCAACAAAAGGAUGAUUCUUCAUAUGUCCUUUGUCAAUACGAUUCCUCUGAAAAUGAGGAAGAAAAGGCUCUGAAAACGGAACACAGAUCAUGGAUCAUGAUGUGGACCUUCCCCACACCGAGAUCGUAUUUGAAAACUUAUGAAGAAAGAAAGAAGAAAAAUGAACUGAUUCCAAGAGACAUCAGCAGAGAGGAGCUCGAAAAAAACUUUUUGGAUGCUUUGAACAAGUGCCAGCUGAUGGGGAAAUUGAGGCAGAUGAUAGUGGUUUACGAACCACACAAGAAGCUUAUGCCGGAUGGCAGUGCACACGAAAUGCACUACCACGUUUGUUUCAAGAUGUCUGCAAACUUUGCCCACAAAGGGGUGUCCAACACACUUGCUCAACACUACGGGCUACAUGGACACAUGUCGUACCCGAGGAAAGGCUGGUACCAAAUGGCAAAGUACGUGCUCACAGACUCUGCUGUGAAGCUACCCGUACAUUUAGACCCCCACUCCAUUAUUCUGGCCGACAAGAAUGACAAAAGAAGACAUGCUGAAGAAGAUGCAGCUCACCGAAGAGGACUACUUGAAAAAAAGAGCGGAAGAAAAUAG